GUCGCGGCCACUUCCAGCCUCUUACCUCUGGCUGGUGCUCGCUUUGCUGUGUAUUUUCCCGCCAUUUCCAGCUCUUCGUGAGGAGAACUGGAUGAUUUCGAAUGGAUUGGUUUCACUGCAACCAGUGUUUCCGAAAAGAGGGGAACGAUUUCUUUGUCACCAGCUGUGGCCAUAUUUUCUGUAAAAAGUGUGUGACUCUGGAAAAAUGUGCUGUUUGUGGAACUGCUUGCAAACAUCUGGCUCUUUCUAAUAAUCUGAAACCUCAGGAGAAGAUAUACUUCAAAAGCCCUGUGGAGACAGCUUUGCAGUAUUUUAGUCACAUCUCUCAGGUGUGGAGUUUCCAGAAGAAACAAACAGAUCUCCUCCUCGCCUUUUAUAAGCAUAGAAUUACAAAGUUAGAAGCAGCCCUGCAGGAGGCACAGCAGACGGUGACCAACCAGGAAAUAGAGCUGUCAGUCUUAAAGAAGGAAAAUGGAGAACUGAAGAAAUGUCUUGCCAUUCUAAAGGAAUCUCCAAAUUGGUACCAAGGAAGCAGGUCCCAAGUAUACCUGAAUGAAUCUCUUCUCCAGUUCAUGGGUUAUCUCACAGGCUCAUUUUUAUGUUUUCCAGAAACCCCUUCACCAGCUUCUACUCACAGCCUAUCUUACAGGCCUUCACCUGCCUCUUCUGGACAGGGGAUUUUUUCUUUCAGACCAUCCCUAAAUGGUGGGGAUUCAUGCCACACAAGAGCCCUCACCCCCAACAAUUCAGGUCAGAGGGAAAGCAGAACCCCACUAGAGAGUCUUUCUGGUUUCCAGCUACCAGUCCAGCAGACUCUCUACGAACAGAGACAGAUGGGAUUAGCCAGGUCAAGAGAAGCAUGGACUAUUUCCAGAUAGAUCGUCUUCAAGGUCUGAUCUAUACAUAUUGCUUAAGGAAGACCUGUAGCACACAGCAUCACAUUAAGUGUGAUGGCCUUGGAAAAUGUUUCCCUGCCUUGUUUCCUGGUUUCACUGUGUACCCUUACUUCUCUUGACCUUUACCAUAUACACUCUGUAUUACCUCCUAGGAAAAUGGUCAGGUGUUAUAUAAGGCUAGUACUUCAGGAGGAUGUUUAGAUCUCUCCCACACUCAUGUAACUCUCUCAUUUCCUGCAACUUAAAGGUUGUAAAAACAAUUCUUGGCAUCACUGGGGGUGAGAGGUAAUAUACUCAUUAAGUAUGGUUUAUUUCUAUAUUUCAUUCUUUUAGCAUUGGAUAUAUUCUUCCAUUGCCAGUGUUAAUAAGCAACAACUCUGUUCCGUGUCCUAAUUUAUUAUACUUCUGUUUGCCUAUUGUUUCCUCUAUUCCUAGUUAACUAUGUUGACUUUCCUUUCUGUCAGAGACCCAGACUUUCAGCUUACUAUAUAGAUAAA
Leptonychotes weddellii (Weddell seal) is the source of this 1393-nucleotide messenger RNA. NCBI's taxonomy places the organism in Eukaryota, Metazoa, Chordata, Mammalia, Carnivora, Phocidae. The record is from RefSeq and is a predicted model, not a curated record.